UCUACUAAGAGCGACGAUGAUUACCUGAGCGACACCAGCUCCAAUCCGAGCACAGUUUUUUCCGAUCGCAAGUCCGAAACUACGUCAGAUAGUGAACUUAAUAUAGAUAAAGACUCUGACGACAAUACCAUAUUCAAUUAUUUCAACUUCGAUAAGGGCCAGCUCCCUCCUGGACACUAUUUAGCCGAAGCGGAAAUACUGAAUGAGCAAUACAGCAAUAAAACCCAGGAGAAAGUCGACGAGACCGUUAAGCACUGGGAUAGAUAUUACAAGCACAUCAGCAUCGAUCCUAUAAGAUAUGGUAUCUUACUCUCAAGUAACGAAGGGAGUCAGAUAAUUACUAUUAUAGCCGAGAAAAAAGGCCUUGAGCUAACACAACGACCCAAGAAGAACAUAUUUAUUGAAGACAUUGCCGAAUUCGCCCAUAUACUUUUGACAACCACCAAGACCACUUUUACAUAUACUAUCACUACAAGCCGCCCAAGCGCUCUCCUUAGCCUCCGCUAUUACAACCUCGUUCUGACGUUAAUUCACAAUCUAGAAGACAGCCGCCCACGUCUUUUCAUGUACCUAACCCCUGAAUUUACAAAGAAAUUUCUUGGGAAAAAAGCGCCAUCAACAACCGGACCGGUAAUAGACUACCCUAAAAAUCUUUACCAUCUUCAGAUAUUAGAUGGUUUAGGCCAGCAGCAAUUACUUAUCAAAGAAGAACUUCUAGACAAGUUUAUAUUCUACCAGAUAACUCAGCAUACUACAGGCUUCCGUAUCGCCUUAGAGAACACAAUAACAGUAUCCUUUCUACGUUUCCGUAUACGACGGGUAGGCCAAAUAUUAGGCAUAGAAGACAUUAUAAAACCAUACUAUCUCCGAUAUGCGGGAGCAAAAGCUUUUAAUAAAAGUAAAGAAGUAACUAAUACCCUUCAGAACGUGAUAUUACAACACACUGAUAUUCACACUUUCAUUCGAUAUUACAAGGUAGAUAUUAAUAUUGAUAUCCAAGGUAUUAUACAGCAAAUAGGGUCACAAACCACGUUAAUACGAUUUGCUUAUUCAUUAAGUACAUCGAUCAAUCCCAAUCGACCCUAUAGACUCUUAACUAAAGAGUCACAAUCCCUCAAUAAGCUUCCUAUUAUCCGUACAAAAGCUACUUCCCAAGACUUAGCGCACUCUACUACAAGAACUCAUAAAACUUCAAGACCAAGCACUAGCGGCAAAAAGCUUCACAAUAAAAAGCAACACCAGAGAAACCAGCGAAACCGUAAGAAUUUAGAACACUAUAAGAGUAAGCAGCCAGUAAUUAACCUUAAGCGACAACUCCAGGGCAAGCUUAUCGAUUCAAAGGUUAUCAGGGCGAUUAAGAACAUGAAGUUUAUAUCUCCGGAAUUCAUAAUAGUUAUCAAGACUAUUAUAACUAUGCCUAGUAUGACUAUUGAGGCCGAAUAUCAAUACCGAAUCAAUACAAUAAACACUAUAACUGCUUUUUAUGGCGUAGAGGAGGGCCAGAAAGAUAAGAUUGAGGUUAGUCUCCGCCAAGCUAUUGAUUCUAUACAAAUCAAACACCCCAAAGACCAACCUACAAUCUGCUUUCUUUAUAUCGGUAAUCCUCUUCUACCACCGAAAGUCCGGCUGCAAAACCAUACGACUCCUAGCUUACUUACAAGACAUUUUAUACAAAGAUAUAUAAACCCCCCUUAG
Messenger RNA from Penicillium angulare, 1695 nucleotides. RefSeq lists its product as uncharacterized. The annotation marks the transcript as partial. Lineage: Eukaryota; Fungi; Ascomycota; Eurotiomycetes; Eurotiales; Aspergillaceae. The record is from RefSeq and is a predicted model, not a curated record. The transcript has 11 exons.